Molecule: messenger RNA, 1242 nt
Organism: Rhodofomes roseus
Lineage: Eukaryota; Fungi; Basidiomycota; Agaricomycetes; Polyporales; Fomitopsidaceae
Exons: 5
Coding region: 1-1242 (413 amino acids)
Biological process (GO): unsaturated fatty acid biosynthetic process
Cellular component (GO): endoplasmic reticulum membrane
Molecular function (GO): iron ion binding; heme binding; stearoyl-CoA 9-desaturase activity
Source: RefSeq, a predicted model, not a curated record
AUGCUUUCUCAGUUGGCUAUCAGUCUGGGACUGAGUGCUUUACCCGCAGUAAAGGGGGUGCAAUGGUUCAAUCUAACAGUGCUUCUUGUUGCUCCUGGAAUCGCGCUGUAUGGUCUAUGCUCAGUUCCCAUAAUCAGAGAAACCGCCUUAUGCACCUUUGUCCUGUAUUCGGUGUCUAUGCUAGGUUACCAUCGGCUUUGGUCGCAUAGGACGUACAGGGCCCACCGCGCGCUACAAAUCGUCCUCAUGAUGUCGGCUACGUCUUCCGUACAAGGUUCCUGCUACUGGUGGGCCCGCCACCACAGAUCACAUCAUCGCCACACGGACACGGACAAGGACCCCUACAAUGUACAGCGGGGCCUCUUUUGGUCCCACGUCGGGUGGAUGAUAUUCCGGACUGACUUGCGACCCGGUGCGGCUGACGUCUCUGAUCUCAAGAAGGACGCUCUCGUGCAAUGGCAACAUCGGUGGUACUUCCCUCUUGCCCUCGCCUCCGGAUGUAUUGUGCCAUUGCUUUUCUGUGGCCUUCUGUGGGGCGACUGGAGUGGGGGUUUCUGUUUUGCGGUCGCAUUGAGGAUGACCGCAUGUCACCAUAGCACCUUCUGCAUCAACUCGAUCGUGCACUACCUCGGCGAUGCUACGUAUGACGACAAGUUAUCGCCACGCGAUCAUCUUCUAUCCGCGCUACUCACCAUGGGCGAAGGUUACCACAACUUCCACCAUCAAUUCCCUAUGGAUUAUCGCAACGCUUUCCGAUGGUACCAGUAUGACCCAACCAAGUGGUUCAUCGCCGUAUGCAACGUCCUUGGCCUCGCUACGAAUCUCAGAAAGUUCCCGAGCAACGAGAUCGAGAAGGGCAUCCUUAGCAUGAAGCUGAAGGACCUGAAGACGAUUCAGGACUCCCUUAAGUGGCCCUUGCGACCAGAAGAGCUUCCAAUUGUUGCCUGGGAUACAUUUCAAAAGGAAGCCCAUGGCAGGGCUCUCCUGCUUAUAUCUGGAUAUAUACAUGACGUGUCUUCGUUCAUUGAUGACCAUCCCGGCGGCGCCGAGCUGCUCGCUCAAAAUACCGGAAAAGACGUGACCGCCGCGUUCUUUGGGGGCAUGUAUGAACAUUCGAAUGCUGCGCACAACCUAUUGGCGAUGUACCGCGUUGGGAUACUUGCAGGAGGAGUCGAACGUCUCGGACAUCCUAGCCUACCGCCUGCCCAAGCGCUGUAUAUUGUGAACGGAGCAUCGAAGUGA